This is a messenger RNA of Sycon ciliatum, 2189 nucleotides long. RefSeq lists its product as uncharacterized. The coding region runs from base 295 to 954 and encodes 219 amino acids. The record is from RefSeq and is a predicted model, not a curated record. Lineage: Eukaryota; Metazoa; Porifera; Calcarea; Leucosolenida; Sycettidae. The transcript is spliced from 4 exons.
UCAAACACUUCCAGAAAGUCGGUGUGCCGGAACUCAGACUCUGAGCCUGUCGACGUGUACGUGUCGUGUUAGUGUUAUUGUGUGUCCGUGUGUGUCGGGCAAGGCUUGAAGCGGCUGCGUUCACCGCUCAGCUGGUCAGCUUCCUGGCUUCAACGAAACAAACCUGUUGAGUGCGGGUCCUACUAGCAUUUGAAAGAGUAGCCCCUCUGCGCCAACAUCAACCCCCAGCUCUCUCGUGCCGGCGGAGAACUAGAGCUCAGUAAUAAUUCUUUUGUUGACCUUGGAAGAACAGCGAUGGAGCAGAGCGUGCUAGCGGCGAUGCGGCCGGUGCUUGCGAUACUUGUGCUCGCUCUGUGCACGCUCAGCACUGGUGCGAUGGCUGACACCUGCACAUGGGAUCUGGAGGAGCGCAAGCUGACAUGCCCGCAAGCUAUCAUCAACCAGCCGGCCGCUGGCCUUGCUGCGCUGGUAAACUACACACGCUGCUGCUCCCUGGAGACACCCCCGUACAUUGAAGCGUUUGUUCUCGGCGGGAACCUCGGCACACCGGCAUGUUGCGUGGAGCGGCUACCGACCUACACAAGCCUGGCCAACACUCCACCUGCCCUGGAAGCAAGGCUGCAGGGAGCCGCUGUUAACGACAGUCAAGGACCUACUCAAGGUUAUGUGCAGCUGACAGGCGCGGUUCUACUCACAGAUGCUGUUGAUACUGGUGAUUCUGGAUUGGAGGCAGUGGAGAUAGCUGGCAUUGUUGUCACCUGUAUUGGUGGUCUGAUACUGUUGCUUAUCAUCAUCUAUGUCUUUGUCACCUUGAGUCGCAGCAAGGACAGCGACGACCGACCACAGUCGCAGAAAGAGAAAGAGGCCGAGGCAGACGGCCGCGGUUCGCCGUACGCAAAGCGGAAGUCAAAGUCGCGCACCAACCUGGUGUGCUUCUCAUCCACAGCCGUUUGAGUCGGUGUCCUUCCACAGCUCAAUGGUCUGUCUACAUGGCCUCCGCAGUUGCUCAGAUGACGCUCGGUCUAAACUUUCGGUACUGUUGUGCAGCAUGCAGUCACGUCCACUUGAUGAAAUGUCGUGACACACCGAGCGAUGACUUCACGGUAAUGUGCCAAUCCUACCCUGUACACUACAUGAUGAUUUUCAAACACUUGCCCAGUGUAUCCAUGGACACGAAUGUUGCCAUGGAUUCGCUACAAGCACGACUACUGACCAUCUCUAAGCUAACUAACCGCCUGAUGUCCAUUGCAUUGUUACUACUAGUAUAAACUGCACUUUGCAUAGAACCCUGCGCCCUAUGAUUCGCUCUCAUCUAAACUGGACUAUUUCAAUGACUUCGCUCACCACCAUGUACCAGUACUACCCCCCCCCCCCCCCACGCACACACACCCUUGAGGAAUAGAAACAUGUACACGUAGACGUUCUGCUGUAUUACCGCUGGCGUUAGGGCCUGUCCGUGCAGCUCAGCCAUCAUUCAAGAGUUCCCACACAGACCUCCUAGCAUGCUGCAGCUUCUGGCCUUUAGUGGCAUGAUGCAUGCUUCUCGGGCGUCUGACCCCGUUCCAUAGAAAUGAUGAUAUGCAUGCAUGCAGGCGCGCAAAGAGGGCCUGUCCUCUUCUUAGUGCAUAUACGCUUGCCGGAAUUGCACAGUGCAUACAGAAACAUACACGAUCAAUGCAGAAUUGCCACUUUGACGUGCUAGGAAAAUAAUACUGCAUGUUCUGUUUUUAGACAUAGAGUUGUGAUGCAUUCUAACUGGCUGCUGUAGAAGGAUUUUUUCAAUUUGAUUUUGCCGCUAGAUAUCACACACUUCACGAUUCUCCUAUCAUGAACUCACUCCUGGAUUGCAUCUCUUUUGCGCUUCUCGCACUUGCUUGCCGGGCAGAAUGAGCCAUGCUCCAAUUAUUUGUGACGUCAAUGAUAACUUAGUAGGAGUGGCGAGGCUUCCUGCAGCUUCAUUCAUAGGAAAUGGUUUAGAGCCGGCACGCUCGGCACGCUCUUUCCCAUUCACUCUGCCACAUUGACAGCUUGGCUUAUUUCUUUGUUCGUCGACUAUAGUCGAUAGCUACCAGUGCUGCUACUGACUUUCCGAACACUGGCUAUCAUCGCUCGCUCAUUUAGCUAUCACUCUCGCCUCCUGCUCUUUGGAAUAUGAUAUAGGCAACAUGUGCAUAAUGUUCGUCAGUUGA